This is a messenger RNA of Salvelinus sp. IW2-2015, 2351 nucleotides long. RefSeq names its product chromatin assembly factor 1 subunit B-like. The record is from RefSeq and is a predicted model, not a curated record. Gene Ontology annotation, cellular component: nucleus; CAF-1 complex. Lineage: Eukaryota; Metazoa; Chordata; Actinopteri; Salmoniformes; Salmonidae. Gene Ontology annotation, biological process: DNA replication-dependent chromatin assembly; nucleosome assembly. Gene Ontology annotation, molecular function: protein binding.
GGACGCACUCUACGCGGGAAACCAAUGUUGUUUUGUCUGUGCAGUCUGCUUGUAGACUGGACUCAGCAGAAAAGCGAAACAGCGGAAAAACAGUAGCAGGAUGAAGGUGAUAACAUGUGAGAUUGCGUGGCACAACAAAGAGCCUAUCUACAGUCUGGACUUCCAGCACAACUCAGAGGGCCGCAUACACAGGCUGGCCACAGCAGGAGUGGACACCACUGUCAGGCUGUGGCGUGUGGAGAUGGGGACUGAUGGGAAGGCAGUGGUGGACUUCCUGUCAAACCUGGCGCGGCACACCAAGGCCGUCAACGUGGUGCGCUUCUGCCCCAACAGCGAGCUGCUCGCUUCUGGAGGAGAUGAUGCAACCAUCCUGCUGUGGAAGCUAAACGACAGUAAGGAGCCUGAACAGGCCCAAUCGUUCCAGGAGGAGGAGGAGGAUAGUCAGCUCAACAAGGAGAGCUGGAGUGUGGUCAAGACCCUGAGGGGACACAUAGAGGAUGUGUAUGAUAUCAGCUGGACUCGGGAUGGGAACUUCAUGGUCUCUGGUUCUGUGGACAACACUGCCAUUAUGUGGGAUGUCACAAAGGGACAGAAGCUGUGCAUCUUUAAUGACCAUAAGAGCUAUGUGCAGGGAGUGACCUGGGACCCGCUGGGCCAGUAUGUGGCCACACUCAGCUGUGACCGGGUGAUGCGUGUGUACAGUACUCAGAGCAGGAGGAAGGCCUACAGUGUCAGUAAGAUGAGCUCUGGAUCAGCUGUGGGGGGAGAGGUGAAACAGUACCGAAUGUUCCAUGAUGACAGCAUGAAGUCUUUCUUCAGGCGACUCACCUUCACACCGGACGGAUCCUUUUUGCUUGCCCCAGCGGGGUGUGUGGAGGCAGGGGAGAACGUCACCAGCACUACAUACGUCUUCUCCAGGAAGAGCCUCAAGAGGCCCAUAGCUCACCUGCCCUGCCCUGGUAAAGCCACCCUGGCUGUACGCUGUUGCCCUGUCUACUUCGAGCUGAGGACCAAGAAGGGAGAUGAUGGCAGUGCCCAGCCCCUGCCCAACAUGUUUGGCUUGCCCUACAGACUGGUGUUUGCUGUGGCAUCAGAGGACUCCAUCUUCCUCUAUGACACUCAGCAGACCCUACCCUUCGGCUACGUGUCCAACAUCCACUAUCACACACUCAGCGACCUCACCUGGUCUCGGGACGAUUCUUUCCUGGCGGUGUCUUCUACAGACGGCUACUGCUCCUUCCUUUCCUUCUCUCCUGGCGAGCUGGGCACCCCCCUGAAGGAACCCCCAGUCCUGGAGGUCGUCACCCCCGGCAACGGCCCAGAGAAGAAGGGCAAGAAGGCUGCCAUGGCUCGCAUGGUGUCCCCCGUCCCUAAAACCACAGAGAGCACCGCCACUGUCCACGCCAUUCCUAAAGAGACCCCCAGCACCCCCCUCACCUCCCAUGCCACCCCCCUGGUCCCUGGGGGUGAGGAGAAGAACAACCCUGGCAAGGCCAAGCCACAGCCCCAUAGGAUCACCCUCAACACCCUGGAGGGAUGGGGCAAGCCCAGCACCCCCAAAGCCACUGCUGCUAAUUCCCCCAAGAUCCCUACCACAACCAGCAUCAGCGCCCCCAACACCCCCUCUACAGCCCAGCCCUGCCUCACCCCAAAGGCCCAAAGAAACACUCUUGGCCCCAGCACCCCUAAAGCUAGCACCACCCCUAAAGAACCUGUCCCCAGACGGAUAUCUCUGACUCCCGUCGUCUCUAGAUCUCCAGCUGCCUUUACCACACCCUCCUCCACGGAGAAAGCCAAACAUGAACAAACCUCUCCCCCCACCGACCCUGUGUGCCAGCCCCCAGAGUCCAAGCGGCCCAAGUCCAGCACCCUGGCAGGCAAGACAGGGGUGGCUCCAGCCUCAAGGGCCACACCCAACCCCUAAGGACCCCUCAUUGCCAAGAACCCUCUGCAGGACAGAGUGGUGUCAACAUGCAACUCGCAUAUUAUCAACACGCACACACACAGUCACACACAGUCUAGCCUAUAGAACUGCUUAGAGACUGGUGUUGUGACCUAAUUUACACGCUCACAAGAGUUCACAGAGCAUAGACUGGUGUUUCCUCCUAAUGCAACUUUCUGUAUGUUUUUGUAAUUUCACAUCCUGAAUUCUUCUGUAGCUUAAUUUAUUGGAUAACCAGGUAGUUAUUUAAGUGAUAAUGCCCAAGAAGCAUUGUUAGCCGUGCCAAUAUAUCCUCCAAACACCGUCUUCGAGGGCAGUAUCAAUUUUAUACAGCGGGUUACCAACAUAUUCAAAUAAGGUUAUUUUCAUGAAUUUAUUCAUACUAUUUCAUCAUUCCUCAAGAUAUAGU